Molecule: messenger RNA, 2879 nt
Organism: Arachis stenosperma
Lineage: Eukaryota; Viridiplantae; Streptophyta; Magnoliopsida; Fabales; Fabaceae
Product: probable nucleoredoxin 2
Exons: 3
Coding region: 1304-2686 (460 amino acids)
Source: RefSeq, a predicted model, not a curated record
UAUUUUAUUUAUUUAUUUUUUCUGAUAUUUAUAUAUCUAUUUUUGUGAUAUAUAUGAUUGUGUGAAGCUCCUUCAUACAUCUUCGCCGUUGGCCUCAUUUGCUUCUCCAUGACCGUUUAGCUUUUAUUUAUACUUGGCCGGAAAUUAUUAACAUGAGCUCCCUCAGAAAUUAAUUGGAUGAUAAUAAUACUCAAGAAAUUUAUGCAUAGUAAAUAUUAAUAGUAUGAUUAUUUACAAAUCACUGUGUGCAAUUCUUGUCUAAGCUGCUUUUGUAUUCGUCUUAAUUUGCUGAGACUUCUAUCUGAUGUUGUUUUUUGUAUAAUUAUUUUAAUAACAUCUUAAAAAAUAUAGAAAAGAGAAAAUUUGUUUGCUUGGUAGGCUUUGCCGCGGUGGCCGAUGGUGGGUGACCUUAUUAUGUUGAAUCGCCGCGUGAAGUAAAUAAGAGAAAAAUAUUUAAAUUUCUAUCCUUCAUAUUCAAAUAAUCCUUACAAUAUUAAAUUAUAUUGGUCAUCGAGAUAUUAUAUUACCAAGAGCCGGAACUUUGUCUGUCAUCUUUUCCCUGGCAGAUUUUGGUACAACCUUCCCGAUUUAUAUAUUCACAUACUAUAAUUCUUGAAAUUAUUUAUGAAAUGGAUGGAUAGAAGCUAGCUCUAGGAGAGUCUAUAUGAUGAAUCUAUAUUCCAAUUAAGUUCUAGAUUAUUAGGGUUUUAAAAUUUAUUAGUAUUUUGACAAAAUGUUCUCAAUUUCAAAAAGUGGCUGGUUAUGGUUUGCUUGAUGAUCCUGGUCAGCUGAAGACGUAAAUAAUUAUUAUAGUAUCUACUGUAUAUAAAUUAUGAAGCACAGAGGUAAAAGUCUUCUCUAGAUAGAAUACUUUGAUUAAAAAUAAUUCUUCUUUAUAUUUUAUGUACUGAAUAUAUACCCCGCCAGGUAAGAAGCCGUACCCGUUUUAGUCCUUUUCACCGCCCAAACAAACGGGGUAGCUAGCUGGCUAUUUGGGUAUAAAUAAACUAUUGAGAGAAGCAGGUUUCAUUUUUUGCUGUGCUGCAUAAGGGACCAUUUGUCCUUUAUCUACUUAUCUUGACAAACACACAGUGAAUUGCCAUCAUUUUUUUCCUUUUCAUUCUUUGUUAUUUUAGGAAACCAUCCUAAACAAAAUUAAUUAAACCAUAGAUUGCAUUUCACUUUCUUAACAAAGGUCGUGUUUACUUGUUUCGUUUAGAGCUAAACUAGUUUCUUAAUUAGUUGUUAGAUCUUAAUAAGAUGCGAGGAAGAGGCAAACGCACUCACGAGCUACACAUGGCCAAUGUUUUAUAGUUCUUUUCAUUAUGUGAUGGUGAGUUCCUUCGAUGUUGCUUUCGUGGAGGACCGAGCAUCCCAGGCGAAGGACAAGUGUCACCUAAACCGUUCAUCUAGCAUUUACUCUUUGCUUUGUACACGUGGCCUAUUAUUGCCUACAAACAGUGGGCCAUUUCGGUGCCAUGUCCCUUUCGUGAAUCUGGAAGGGACUCGAUUCUAUCCGCUUCUCUUCUCUUCCCUUCUUAGUACCUCGGUGAAAGUUUCUGAUCUUGAAGGAAAAGUAGUGGGCCUAUUUUUCGGUGCCAACUGGUACCCACCAUGCCGUGGAUUCACCCAAAUGCUAGUUGGAAUCUACGAGGAGCUGAAAAGCAGUGUCCCUCAACAAUUUGAGAUUGUGUAUGUGUCCUCUGAUGAGGAUUUGGACGCCUUUAAUGGCUUCUAUGGAACCAUGCCGUGGCUUGCAAUUCCAUUCUCAGAUUUGGAAACAAAGAAAGCCUUGAACAGAAAGUAUGACGUGGAAGGCAUUCCAUGCUUGAUUAUGUUGCAACCCGAUGGAAGCAAAGACGAUGCAACAAUUCGCGAUGGGGUUGAACUUAUAUAUCGCUAUGGAAUCCAAGCUUAUCCUUUUAGUAAGGAGAGGUUGGAGCAGUUGCACGAGCAAGAGAGAGAGAAGCGUGAGAACCAGACUCUCGCUAAUUUACUUGCUAACCACCAUAGAGACUAUGUUUUGGGUCAAACCGGACUCAUUCAGGUACCUAUUGCAUCUUUAGUGGGUAAAACUGUUGGACUCUACUUUUCAGCGGAAUGGUGCGUGCCAUGCGCGAAGUUCACUCCGAAACUAAUUUCCAUUUACCACAAGAUCAAGCAGGAGCUAAGUGAAAAGGGUUCAGAGGAAGACUUUGAAAUAGUGCUGGUUUCCCACGACCGUGACAAAGCAUCAUUUGACUCUUACUACGGUACCAUGCCAUGGCUAGCUUUGCCUUUUGGGGACCCAGAGAUCAAGAACCUCGCUAGGCACUUCGAUGUGCAAGGGAUUCCUUGCUUGGUAAUCAUAGGCCCCACUGGUAAAACCAUAACGGGGCACGGGAGGAACUUAAUAAACUUAUACCAAGAAAAUGCAUACCCUUUCACCGGUGAGAAAGUGCUGCAGCUGGAGAAACAACUAACUGAAGAGGCGAAGGGGCUUCCAAGAUUGGUGCGCCAUGAAGGGCAUAGACAUGAGCUGAAUUUGGUGUCUGAUGGGAAUGGAGGUGGGCCAUUCAUAUGCUGUGUGUGUGAUGAACAAGGAUCUAAUUGGGCCUACCAGUGUCUCGAAUGUGGCUAUGAAGUGCAUCCAAGGUGCGUUACUAAUGCUCCAGAACAUGACAAUAAUGUCGUCGUGGGAAGAUGACACCCCUAGCUAGGCCUAGUGGUGCUAUGCAUGCUGAUGAUAAUGCUGAUGAUGAUCAUGGUUGAUUACAUUUAAUUUCCUGUGUCAGUGGCCAAGAAAGAGGGUAUAGUGAACCCUUGAGUUAUAUUUGUCCUAAUCUAUUUCACGGAUUGAGAUUCUAUUUUAGAAUUGAUUAUAUAGGAUUUACAUUUUA